Vigna radiata var. radiata (mung bean) is the source of this 1455-nucleotide messenger RNA. RefSeq lists its product as uncharacterized. The transcript is spliced from 3 exons. Lineage: Eukaryota; Viridiplantae; Streptophyta; Magnoliopsida; Fabales; Fabaceae. The record is from RefSeq and is a predicted model, not a curated record. Bases 1 to 1455 code for a protein of 484 amino acids.
AUGGUCAAAGCUGAACCUGAAAAGCAGAUUUCUUUGAAGCUUAUGGUAAUAAAAAAAAGGAACAAGGUAGUCUUUGCAGAGGCAGGAAAGGACUUCGUGGAUGUUCUGUUUAGCUUGUUCACAUUGCCUUUGGGAACAAUUGUAAGACUUGUGCGUGAGGAGUCAAAUAUGCAACCAAUUGAACUUGGAUCACUUACUUCACUCUAUCAGAGUGUGGAAAAUCUAGACAAAGAGUUUCUUAGCACAGAUUCGUCCAAACAAAUGAUACUGCGACCAAAGAACUUAAUGGAACAUUAUUGCAAGAGUCUGAGGCUGAAAAUCGAUGACACGGAGCCCACAGAGUACUUCGUUUGUAACAACUUGCUCAAAUGUCGAUCCAAAAGCCCGAUCUUAAUAAGCAUGUUCAAGAAUAGAAGAUGCAGAUGUGGGAACAUGUUGGACAGACGCAUUUCUCUUGGAAGCUCUUAUCUAUUUGACGGUUUUGUUAACGACAGUGCUGCUACUUUUAUGAUCACAGACGAUCUGAGAGUUGUGCCAAACUCACUGAAUAUAUUUUUUGAUCUGUUCAAAAAUUGUGGAAUAGAAAGCAUGUCUGCAGUGAAUGAAAUGACAGUUACCAUAACCAAAAAUCAGGUAAUGGAUUUGCUGAAAAGUUGUUUGAUCUCAACCAUAACUCUGACAAGUAUAUUCUUAGAAAAACCAUAUAUUGAGAAAUAUAGAAAGGUUGAAUUUCCUCCUUUGGAUGUGAAUGAAAAUGAUAGUUUCAAAAUCAACGUGAAGAUAGUGCAGAGAAAAUCAAACGGGAAGGUUGUGUUUGCUGAAGGAAAAGAAGAUUUUGCAGACUUUCUUCUUAGUUUCCUCACAGUUCCUUUGGGAGGAGUGGUACAUUUGAUGGAGGGCUUUUCUUGCAUGUACAAGAGCAUUCUUAAUUUAGAUCAAAAUUAUUGGACAACAAAUAAUGUAAAGAAGGUUGUUGAACCAGGUCUUGUCUCACAGCUUCUAGCAAGCAACAAGCUGUCCCCAGUUUUGGGCUCCAAAUAUUUUUGUUACACUGAGACCAAAUAUUCCAGCACACGUAAUCGAUAUUUAUCGACCUAUUAUCUAACAUUGGGGAAUGAAAAUAAAUGUACAGCUGCAGAUUUUGUUGAUCCCACAUUAGAGACAUUGGGGGUUGGAAAUAAAUGUACAGCUGUAGAUUUUGUUGAUAGUAAAGGAUAUGUGAAAGGGCCAACAUUGUACAUGGCAACAGAUGAUUUGGUUGUGACGCCAAUGUCCACAACUUCUGUUAUUUCCUUACUAACAACUUUGAGAAUUCCUUUCACUGACUUGGAAGAGAAACUGGUUAGCAUUGGCAUCAAAGAGGGUUUUGGAAUACUACAAGCAUCAUUGACAUCAAAAUCAGCACUAACAACUGGUCUCAGCCACCUGAUAAACAAGGUUAAGCAGGAGAACUAA